This is a messenger RNA of Spinacia oleracea (spinach), 1293 nucleotides long. RefSeq lists its product as uncharacterized. Lineage: Eukaryota; Viridiplantae; Streptophyta; Magnoliopsida; Caryophyllales; Amaranthaceae. The record is from RefSeq and is a predicted model, not a curated record. The transcript has 4 exons. Bases 1 to 1293 code for a protein of 430 amino acids.
AUGGAUGAUCAUCGUGAUAAUGAAAUACAGGGAAUUGAUGGAGCUAGUCAUCCUACGGGGGAAUCACAAGGUACCAACACUAGUAAAAAGACCAAAUUCCGUGGUCCGUCAAAAGGAGUUCAAGCCAAAAAGCCUAUGCAUCUUCAGUAUAAUCAAUAUGGAAUCCCCGAUGGAGAAUGGUCAGGAGAAUACGGGAAGCAAGUUGGGUCUUGUGCUGCUAGAAUUAACAUUAAUGUCAAAGAAUAUUCAACGUUAGAUGAACACACAAAGAAGGGGUUUUGGGAGGAGACCAAGCUUCUGUUCCACAUUAUUGAUGAUCCGGCUAAAAGGAGAGAAAAAUAUUUUCAUAUGUGUGUGGCGAAACGCUUUGGAGCUUUCAAGUCCAGGUUAACGCGGCGUUGGAUAACUAAGAAAGAAAAAAUGCCGAAACAUCAGACAAAUGACAUGCCUUGGGACAUCUACCAUCAAAUCACAGAGGAUGAUUGGAAAACAUUUGUGAUAGAACGAAACAAGCCGGAGAUGUUGGUUCGUAGAGAAAAAGCAAGUAAAAGUGCAUUACAAAACAAGCACCCACAUCGCACAGGCCAAAAGGGUUAUGUUAGAAAGAGACCAGAGUGGAUAAAUGAUGGGCGACUACCGCCAGAGGCAGCUUUAACCCUCUCAAGUGGCUCCUCCUCAGUGACCUCAUCACUCACCACAGCGCCAGAUAGAUUUAAGAAGUUUAGAUCAGUAGAGUGGAUCUUGGCUCAUCAAGUUAAAAACAAAGAGGGAAAGUGGGAAGUUGACCCGAAUGAUAAAGAAGCCGUAAAUAUUGCUAAGAUGGCUUUGGAGUACAUAGAAGAAGAGGGAAAAGGAAAUAUUUCAUUCACCCAGGGAGAAGAUGCCCUCACCAAGGCUAUGGGAAAAAAGGAUCACCGUGGGCGUGUCAAGGCAACAGGUGGAGUUAAUGUCGGUUACAAAGUUUCUUUCGGUCCAAUAGACCGAAGUAGUAGAUGUGGCCAUAUUGAACCAUCACCGGAGGCUAUCGAAUCAAUCAGAGCUUCGGUGAGAAGGGAGUUUGAAGAUCAAUUAGAGAGAAAGGUGGCGGAGGCCCUCCAAAACCAACUAGCCACAUUGAAAGCAACCGGUCAACUACACACCCUCUCUACCCCCGCACUUGAUUCUGCUCUUGUAAGUGAUGAGUUUGAUGUUAACCGUGCACUCGUAACCUGUUGUCCGAGUUCAUCGCAGCAACCACGCGAGCUGAAGGUAUAUAUUCUCUAUAGUGCAUACACUCAAAACACCCCUAGCUAG